GGAUAUAAAUGUGGGGUUUUGACAUUUGAUAAUAGGAAAAAGGAGAGGAACAAGGAGGAAGAGCCAACAUGCAGGGCUUUGGUAAUUUGCCAAGUGACUUGUUCCUCGAAAUCCUUCUGCGGUUGCCAGUAAAAUCUUUGACGCGAUUCAAGUGCGUAUGCAAAUCAUGGUAUGCUCUCAUUAACCAUCCUAAAUUCAUUUCCAUGCACCUUAGCUACAACAGCAACAACAAUGAAUUUGUUCUUAUCAAGCGUUGCCUGUUAACAUGCUUAGGCAAGAAAGAAAAUAUGUUCUCAUUGGUCAGCAGCAAGGAUUUUUCUUCUGUAAAUAUAGCUGUUGAUGUACCCUUGUAUAAGAAAGAGCCAUAUUUACAACUUUUAGGUCAAUGUGAUGGCAUUAUUUGUCUAUCAAAUUAUAGAGAUGACAUAGUUCUAUGUAACCCUGCAACCAAAGAAUCCAUGGUUCUUCCCAAAUCCUGUCUCCUUUAUUUGUCUUUGAACCCGAAUUUGAUUCCCCAAACCAAUGGCCUGGGAUUUGGUUAUGACCUCAAAAAUCAACAAUACAAGGUUGUUAGGAUUGUGUCAUAUUGGGGGGAGUUUGGAGACGGUUUACCCCAACUUUCCAGGGUAGAAGUAUACACCAUGGGAACUGAUUCUUGGAGAGAAAUCAAGAAUGUUAAGAUCCCUGCCAAUGUUCAAUACUCUCCUUGUUUUGAGACUUACUUUAAUGGAGCAUUUCAUUGGCAUGCUAUGGACUAUAACAAUAACGAAGUCAUCCUUUCAUUCAACAUGGGAGACGAGGAGUUCCAAAGAAUAUCAAUGCCUGAUUUUCUUUACAUUGAUGAUAAUUCUAUCUGCAAGAGUCUCCUGGUUUGGAAUGGUUGCCUUGCUUUGAUCGUCUAUCCAGGAAAAGGAAUUGAAAAAUCAUUUCAGAUAUAUGUGAUGGAAAAAUAUGGGGUGAAGGAAUCUUGGACGAGAAAAUUAACCAUUGGACCACUUACAGGAGUUGAAAUGCCAUUUAUGUUUUGGAAAAAUGAUGGUGAGAUUCUGAUGGAAGGAAUUGAUGGACAGGCAGUGUCCUACAACUUCAUCACAAAAGAAAUCAGGAAUCUUCAAAUUUAUGGGGUUCCAAAAUCUUUUCAAACUCUUGCUUAUGUAAAUAGCCUUGUUUCAAUCAGGAGACGGAAAUCAAAUGCUUGAAGAAAAGAAUAAUUGAUUAGGAUUGAAAUAUUUAUGAUAUUUUAGUUUUCCAUC
Molecule: messenger RNA, 1253 nt
Organism: Durio zibethinus
Lineage: Eukaryota; Viridiplantae; Streptophyta; Magnoliopsida; Malvales; Malvaceae
Product: F-box/kelch-repeat protein At3g06240-like
Molecular function (GO): protein binding
Source: RefSeq, a predicted model, not a curated record